UGCACCGAGUACGGCCAAAGAGGUUCGAACAGUUCGAAGAGGAGGAACGAUACUUGGAGGAAGAGAAGGAGAGGUUCGAAAAGAUGUUGGAAGAAUUGACGGAGGAGCCGGAAGCGGCGAAGGCGUACGUCGAGCAGCUAAAGUGUCGCACGAAAUGCGCGGAGAUGACCGCUGCUCUCAAGUGCCAGAUGCAAAAGAGCUUGCUAUGCGAGCUUUGGGAACGGAUGGAAAAAAAGCAGGAUCGAUCGUUCGACGAGGCGAUCGCGAGACGAACAUCGGAUCAAUGCCGUUACGAGAAACAGAUGGUAAGCAAGUUGUGCGAGGUACGGGAUCAAAAGAACGCGAUGGCGGAGAAUCAAAGGAUCGUGGAGAACAUGACGUUGAAAGCGAACGAGCUCGAGCAUCGAGCGAGGCUGGAACUGGAGAAAGACUUGGCUUGCAGGAAACAAAAGGACGUGGAGACCGAGUGCGAGAGGAUGUGCGAGCUUCGUCGGAGGUUGCUCGAGGAAAAGAUCGAAAAGAUACGGAAGAAACAUUUUAAGCUUUGUCGACUAGCGCUACAAGAUUUGACCAGCGUCGCUUUGAACAUUGGCGAGUAUCGACGAGUAAACGACGGGAACGUGCCCCUGUCGCUUCUCAGCGAAUGGAAGACCAUGUUUCUCAAGUGUCAACCGAUUUACGACGAGAAAUUCUCGAAGGAAACGGAAGAAGACGAAGAAUCGGAGCCGGAGCCGGAGGUAACGGCUGGCGAUAAGGGAUGGUGCGCGUUACUCGAGAGGUCGGAGGCGCAGCGUCAGGUCCUUUUACAGGACUAUCUGGACACGAACUCGCCGUGGAACGAGUUUACCCCGAUGCUCGGCGAGGACGAGCGCGAAACGUUCGAACUCGGUCGAGUGGUACUCGGUUACGUGGUGCAUCGGCUGCUGAAUGCCCUUUACCCUCGUCCGCCGAAUCGCGCGCAACUCUUACUCUCGAAAUUCAAAACCGCCGCGAUUUUGCUUGGCAUCGGCAACUCUCAGUUGCAUCGAUCGAUCGGUUUGUUGCUGGAGAAAAGCGGAAUACGCUUGGUGCGAAUGGAGGACGCGAUCAAUUACUGUUUGCAGAGGUACAAGGAGGAAAUGUCGAACGUAGAGUACGUCGACUCAACGGUGAUCGCCGCGACGUACGACGUGGUGAGGAAACUACGGGGCAAGAAACGACCUCCGUGCCCUCCUCCGUCUAGCAAAAAUUCCUCCUCCAUUUCAGAGGCAAAAGGUUCGCGAGCGACCGAAGAUAAGGAGACGAAAAGUACGACCAAGUCGAGUAAGACGGCGCGAACGCGAGGCCGACAGCGAACGGGAGCUCGAGACCGAGAUCAAGAUCGAGAUCGAGAUCGAGAGAACGAGAAAGAUUCGAAAAUGGUGGAGAAGGAAACGCAAACUCCGCGAAACAUACCGUUCGACGAUCUGGACCCGGUGCUGACCGAUGCCGCGUAUAUCGGUAAAUGGAUCUACGAGUUUCUCGCGUUGGGCGAGCCCAUCGACGACGAACUCGCGACCAAGACUCUCGUCGAGUACCUGAAGAGCGUGACCGACGCGAAAGGCUGGGCUCUGAUCGAUUAUCCGAACACGUACGAGCAAAUGUGUCGACUGGAGACCGCUGUGACGGGUGUCGUUCCACCUCCCGAUCCAAAGGAGCUCGAUUUUCAGGACGUUACGAUCGAGGAUAUCGAGGGUAUCGAAACGCUGCCGCGGAGGAUCGUUUUCGAGGACCAGGAAGAUCCGUUCGCUUUGAACAGACGAUCGAGACUGUUGCCCGAUCCGAUCGCGAACCGAGACACCAGCGCUACGAGAUCCACCUUUGUCACGCUGUUCGUUAGGAUAGCGCAGAAACCGAAGGGUUUUCAAGCGGAUCGUUCGUACGAGACGGUGGGAAAAGACGCGGCCUCGAUCGACAAGUUUUACGCUUCUCUGAAAAACGCGUACGCGCUCUAUUACUCGAGUUUGGACGCGAAUACGCUGAAGAGGCUAGCGAGAUUGGUGAUCGGUGAACCUCUGCAAAGAAGGCCGUCCGACGAGUUGUUCGGCGACGUUCUAAACGAAUUGGAUGCCGGCACAGGGCAGCAGGUGGUCGGUGGUUCGAGAGCGCCGGUGGUUCGACGCGUUUUACCCGACGGCGAGAACCUCGAGCCGGACAUCGACUACAUCGACGACAUCGAUCGGCUGUCGAUCGGAACGCGAGAUUCCGCUCGCGAUUACUUGCGUAUGGACUGGCUCCCGAUCGAGCCAGGACCGGCCAGACCCGGCGAGUCGAACUGGCAAUGGAUCGACUUUCCACUGCCCUCUGGUCUCCUCGAAAGUUUGGCCAACCUCUGGGAAUGCUUGGAGAACGCUUACGUCGAGAACGUCAGAGAGAUGCUGUACCUGAAAAGCGUUCACGUGUCCAGCGUCGUUCCGUACAGAGAUUUCGUGACCAGAAACAUGAAGGAUUUUAUAAGACGACCGGACAAUAAACAGGAUCUGUUAAACGAGUUUCAUAAAGCUUUCAACUCGAUCGAUCCCGACGCUCGUCACGACGUGGACGUGAAAUGCGAGUUGCAUCGACGCGUGGCUGAUUUUCAAGCGACGCUCUGGGAUAUUUGCGACAAGCGAAAAGAGGAAGCGGAAGGGGAACGAAAACGUCUGAUCGCGGACCACUGGACCGUCCUCGAAGCCUCGAUCCUCUACAACGUUUUCGUCGGUCUUGUUCAAGCUGAACUGGAUCGUUUCGUCGACACGAAACUCUCGAUAGAAGAUUACUACUUAGGGAUGCUGAAGAAACCGUUGCCAAUGUCUGUCGGUCAGAAGGUGAUUUUGAACAGAAUAGAAGUGGAAACGGGAGCGGAAGAAACGUUGCGGUUCGAGGAGCGACCUGCUCAAGAGUCUUCGGGAACGGAGGUGGAACAACGGACCACCGAUCGAAAGAAAGAACGAUCCGGAAGGAAGACAAAAGCGGUGGACGUUGUUCCGCCAGCUGUCGAUCUGGCGGUACUUCGUAGGCAGAUCGACGACGCGUUGAUCGACAGAAACAAGCGAUUUCGAGAGGCGGAGGAUUGUUGCGCGUUUCAAGGAAUCAUGGAGAUCGUUCGGUACGCGAGAAAAGUCGUCGACGCGUUGUCUUCGACGGCUAGCGAGCUAGUGAAAAAAGAGCGUCUCGCGGCGUCGAGGCUCGACAAAGAUCUUCUUACAGACUCCGGUGAUUCGAUAAUCGCGAGGACAGUUUCGAGGGGCGAGGAGCUCGCGUUGGAAUGGCGAUACGCGAUAUCCUACGAGAUUAACCGGGUUCGUUUGAAGCUCGACUCCAUAAUCGCCGUGGCUCGAAUGGAUUUCAUUUUCCUCCUGGAUUCGCUGCAGCGGACCUUUCACGAAAUUUACGACGUUAUCGUGGACAGGUAUUGGCGAGAGACCAGGAGCGUAAACGAAAUGGGAAACGUAUUCUGUUUCGCGAUCGAGGAGGGUAGAAUAAUUGAGAACGAGUUACUCUUGGAGGACGACAAUUUCGUGGUUCGUUCGAACGUGUUCGUGACGGAGGUCGAUCUGGAGAAACGAAAAUCCGCGUUGAAGGAAACGUUAUCGAGUUCCCGGUUUCGCAUAGCCGAUCUCGCUCGAUUAAUGGAGAUCUUCAAACGAGUCGCGCCAUACGGAACCAUUUCCGAACGCGCUUUCGUUUACAUACUUCAAGAUCUGGCGAGUCACGGACGCGAGGAAGGAGAAUCGAUGCUACUUCCUUGCCGGUGGUACCAGCUUCGAGCCAGCGAAGUUUGCAAGGUGGUCCGUUCCCUGUUCGGCACCGUCGAUCACAUAGACUGGCGAGAAUUCGUCGUUUACGCGAUGGACCUUCCCUGGCCGAGUCACCACGAUCUCUUAAUCGCUAGAGAACGUUUUCGAGCUCAGGAUCCCGAUUUAAGAGAAACGGUGACUCGCGCUCAGUUUUAUCGAACGUCUUUGUGGUUCCUCGACAGUAAGGUGGUCGACACCGAGAUUUACGAUCUUCUUCACGACGAUUUCCAUACGAUCGUCGAACAGCUCUACGAAGAAGAGCUGUAUCGUUCGAGUCUGGAGGACGGCGAUUCGGGGGUUUUCGGAAUUAAAAAGAGCUCGAUCGCAGAUUUGAAAUCGCGUCGCUCGAACCCGGAAGAAACGCUCAGGCGGAUGCUGUCGAAAGAGUUGCUAUGUCGAAUGUACGCGGUCGAUCGACACACGAUCAAUUACACCGCGUUACUGUUGGUCUUCUGCAAGCACGAGGAUCCAAAGGAAGGUUUCGGAAAAGCGCUCGCGAUAGCGCUCGGUAACAAAGUCUGCACCGACAUGGAAGAGGGCGAGAGAUACGUUCAAGAAGUUUACGAACGAAAGCGACUCGGUCUCUCUUGGCAUAGAAUCUCUCGCAGCGAGGCUCUUGAGGUGACCAGACAGAUCCUUGAACAGUUGUUGGAUCGAGCGACAGCGCUUGACUUUGAGGAGGAAGCGGAAGAGGUGGAGGAUGCAACUACGCUAUCCCGCGACUCGAUCGCCUCGAUCGCCUACACGGCCAACUUUGAAUUCGAGGACGAAGCUACGUGGUUCCCCGAUGAUGCGGUUUUCACUGAGAAACGUCUCUCCAAGGAAUUGAUCGUUUACUGGCUGUCUCUCGAUCUUUGCCUCACGGUACUAGCUGCGACGCUGCCCUGGCACGUAUUGCAACCAGAAAUUACUGGAAAUUGUAGCAACCUUCGGGAUCGUUUGUCAAUCGUGUUCAAGGAACUGAGAGACGAAUAUCUCAACGAACAUAAGAACGUUGCGUUGGCGCAUCGAUUGUUGAAUCAUGAUUUUAUCCACCGGCUGUUAAACAGUGUCAGCAACUUUACCAUCAAGAACAUAGGGGACAUUGUUCAAAAGAUUUUGCAGAGCCGGGAGCAAAAUAUUGGCUAGUACAGGAUGUA
Molecule: messenger RNA, 4936 nt
Organism: Osmia bicornis bicornis
Lineage: Eukaryota; Metazoa; Arthropoda; Insecta; Hymenoptera; Megachilidae
Product: sperm flagellar protein 2-like
Exons: 5
Coding region: 84-4925 (1613 amino acids)
Source: RefSeq, a predicted model, not a curated record